This is a messenger RNA of Sebastes umbrosus (honeycomb rockfish), 2878 nucleotides long. RefSeq names its product galactosidase, beta 1 (gene glb1). Gene Ontology annotation, molecular function: beta-galactosidase activity. Gene Ontology annotation, biological process: carbohydrate metabolic process. The record is from RefSeq and is a predicted model, not a curated record. Gene Ontology annotation, cellular component: vacuole. Lineage: Eukaryota; Metazoa; Chordata; Actinopteri; Perciformes; Sebastidae.
UACACCACAACAAUACAACGUCACAUGAUUUGACUUCCGCAACUAAUGCUGCCACACUCAUUCAAAACAUCCCAGUGUACUCAGGGAAGUGAGAACAGUAGCUGAGUGUGUUCCUGUUAAUAAUACUGCAUGAAUAAAGCUGCAUUUAUUUAAUUGUACCUACUUUAACCGGACAGAAAGCCUCGUUUGAGAACUCAUCAUGUCUCUGCUCAGGGUUGGGAACAUGCUGCUGCUGCUUCUGCUGCUGUUUGGACAUUCACUCGGGGCACCUCGUUCAUUCAGCGUGGAUUACAAGAAGGACUGCUUUCGGAAAGAUGGGGAAGAGUUUCGUUACAUAUCAGGAAGCAUCCAUUACAGCCGGAUCCCCAGAGUCUACUGGAAGGAUCGACUGCUCAAGAUGUACAUGGCAGGACUGAAUGCCAUCCAGACGUACAUUCCCUGGAACUACCACGAGGAGUCUCCGGGCCGUUACAGUUUUAGUGGAGACCGGGAUGUGGAACAUUUCCUUCAGCUGGCCCAAGACAUUGGUUUAGUGGUCAUCCUUCGACCUGGACCCUACGUGUGUGGAGAGUGGGACAUGGGUGGGCUGCCUGCUUGGCUCCUCAACAAGAAAGACAUGGUGCUGCGGUCCUCAGAUCCAGAUUACAUCACAGCAGUAGAUAAGUGGAUGGGGAAGUUACUGCCAAUGAUGAAGCCUUUUCUCUACCAGAACGGCGGUCCUAUCAUCACUGUACAGGUGGAGAAUGAAUAUGGCAGUUAUUUCGCCUGUGACUACAACUACAUGCGCCACCUGACCAAGCUGUUCCAGUCUCACCUGGGCGAGGAGGUGGUGCUCUUCACCACAGAUGGAGCUGGGCUCAAAUACCUCAAGUGUGGCUCAAUACAAGGUCUCUACGCCACUGUUGACUUUGGGCCAGGUGCAAAUAUAACCGCUGCCUUUGAUGCACAGAGACACGCUGAACCUCGUGGACCUUUGGUGAACUCUGAAUUCUACACCGGCUGGCUGGACCACUGGGGGUCAGGUCACUCUGUCGUGUCGUCUGCCGUAGUGGCCAAGUCGCUCAACGAGAUGCUGGCCAUGAGAGCAAACGUCAACCUGUACAUGUUCAUAGGAGGAACAAAUUUUGGAUACUGGAAUGGUGCCAACGAACCAUACGCCGCGCAGCCCACGAGCUACGACUACGACGCCCCGCUUUCGGAAGCAGGAGACCUCACAGAGAAGUACUUUGCUAUUCGAGAUGUGAUCAAAAUGCACCACAAGAUACCACAGGGACCAAUACCACCCACAACUCCAAAGUAUGCAUAUGGGACUGUUGGGAUGAGAAAGCUCCAGACGAUAUCAGAUGCCUUAGAAACACUGUCUUUCUCCGGCCCCGUCAAAAGCAUGUAUCCUCAGACUUUCAUUGAACUGAACCAGGCCUUUGGUUACGUGCUCUACAGGACCACUCUGCCUGUUGAAUGCAGCACACCAACUCCACUGUCAUCCCCACUCAACGGCGUCCACGAUAGAGCGUACGUGUCAGUGGACGGGGUGGCUGUGGGAAUUCUUGAAAGGAACAAAGCCCUAACUGUCAACGUGACUGGGAAAGCUGGCAGUCAGGUGGACUUACUGGUGGAGAAUAUGGGCCGAAUCAACUACGGAAAACAUAUUAACGACCUUAAGGGCCUGGUGUCCAACCUGACUCUGGGGAAAGAUACGCUCAGCGGCUGGACGAUGUUCAGCCUCAGCAUCGAUGAAGCGGUCAGUCAGGGUCUUCUCGGUGAAACGAAACCAACAGACCCGCCUAAGCCUGCUGCUCUCUCCCUUCCAGCCUUCUACGAGGGAAGCUUCAUCAUUCCUGACGGCAUCCCAGACCUCCCCCAGGACACCUACAUCAAGCUGCCCAAGUGGAGGAAGGGGCAAGUUUGGAUCAAUGGCUUCAACUUGGGACGGUACUGGCCAAGUCGAGGCCCUCAGGUGACACUUUUUGUCCCUGCCAGCAUCCUCAGCACAGCUGCACUCAACAAUGUGACUGUCCUGGAGCUGGAGGAGGCUCCAUGCAGCUCGGGGUCUUGCAGUGUUGAGUUCACUGACACCCCCAUCCUGAAUGCCUACAGACAACAAAGGAGGCUCUUCACUAAAGUCGACUUGUUGUGAUAAUAAGGGAUCUCGCUGCCACACAAAAGGAAUCCAUUUGCACUACUUUGAUUGCUAAUGAACAAACUCAAAUCAGCACUUGUUGUGUGAGCUCGGUGUAUGUCUGAUUUUAAAAAAUUGCAAUAUGUGAAAGACAAUUAAUUUGCGACACGACAUCAGUGAUUGAAUGUGUCUUUAUGAAAUUGCACCAUCACAUCAACCGUGGGCGUCUCUACCUCUCUGGUUUUGCAUAACUGCAGUAUGUAUUUUAGAGAAUGUUUUAUUUUCUUAUGUGAAAAAAACACAUCAGGGAAAUACUCUAUGUAUUAUCACACAACUACAGAUACAUUGUGGGACUGCUGACAUGUAGCUUUGAAAUUACUUUGCAUUUACUCUGAACCUGCUUGAUUUAAUGCUUGGAAAGCAUUUACCUUUUAAAGCAAAAAAUAAAAAAUAUGAUUUGAUAAUACUCCAAUGAUCUCCUUUCUUAUUGUGUGACUAAAUGCUAGUCGGAAAUAUGUAUCACCAUAAGACAGUCAUAUUUAUAUUGUAGUAAAGAUGGAGAACAUAUAAGAUACGUUCUCUGCCUAAACUGUGUCUUGGGGCAACUUGGGAAAUAAAAUGAAUGGGGGGUAAGAUUAAUCAUAAUAAAUUUCAGUGAUUUUUCUUGAAUGGGAUAGUGGUAGUCUAUUAGUACCUUUACUGGAGGACAAACAUGUCAUUGAUUGUUCUUGAUGUGAUUUGAUAAACAUCAUUAUGCAA